Molecule: messenger RNA, 2052 nt
Organism: Knipowitschia caucasica
Lineage: Eukaryota; Metazoa; Chordata; Actinopteri; Gobiiformes; Gobiidae
Source: the annotation of a GenBank genome assembly
AUGAUGAACGACGCACAGGAAAUGUCUCCGGACUUUGUGCUGAUGCGGCUGGUGUCCGCGGCUGAGGAGCGGCUGGACGCGGAGAACGGGAACGUGUCUGCGGUGAACGGGGGCAAAGCGGCGCUGGAGCUGAGCAGAGAGCAGGGCCUCGACAACAAAGAGCCAGAGCCGCAGAGACACGAGGCCCCGGGCUUCGAGUUCAGCACGAGCCCCGGGCUCAGGCCGCAGCUGCUCGUGUUCCCGGAGCUGGAGCUGGACCGAGGUCCCGCUGUCAACAACAACAACAGCGGCCUGAGCGCGCAGGACGCGCCGCGUCCCCCGGACGAGCCCCCCGGAGCGGACAGAACCACGCGCGGCGCGGUCUUUGAGCUCGCGCGCAGGUUUGGAGAGCUGCCGCGGUGCUCAUGCCAGGCCCCCCACGCACCGGAGGGCACGGGGCCCGAGGUGGACGACCCCACGGAGACCAGUGACGCGCUGCUUGUGCUGGAGGGGUUGGGGGGCGCGCUGGAUGAACCGCAGAGCCACGCGGAGGACGCCGCGCGGCAGGACUUUCUGCUGCACCGGAAACGCGACAUCGUGCAGAAGAUGUCAGUGUCCAUCAGCAGCCUCCAGGCGGAGCUCACGCGCCAGGUGCAAGCGCACGUGCAGGGCGCCGAUGGAGGAGGCUCCUCUGACGUCACACAGGUAACAGCGAAGAGCCCAGUGUCACCAGGGCCACACUGGGCACGGAGUCCCAGUCCGGGACUCAUGUGCACGCCGAGCCUCACGUGCACGCCCAGGAGGAGACCCGAGCGCUGCUCGAGUGCUCCACGGACUCCGUGCACGAGCAGGGCUUCAGCUUCAUCAGGGGAGAAGACCCUGAAAGGGAAGUCCAAGAAAGGUCUGAAGGUGCGACUGAGUAAACUGUUCAGGACCAAGAGCUGCAGCGGCUCCUCACACCUCCUGGACAAGAGACCCUCCAUGACGUCAGUGUCAUCGUCCAACAGCCUCCUGGACGUGGGCGGGGAGCAGGACACAGCACACAGCCAGCCCAGACUGACCCGGGCCCACAGUGCCUUCUCUCCUGCUGCCCUCUCGGCUUCACUUGCUGCUUUUGCUGGUGAAACGGUUUCGCUGGUGGACGUGGACAUUUCUCGCAGAGGGACGAACACUCCGCACCCCCCCACUCCUCCCCCGCCCCCUCGACGCUCCCUCAGCCUCCUCGAAUGUUGGAGUGGAGAUGAUUUCGCGGGUGCCGUCCCGGUGCAGCGCGGCCCCUUCGUGCUCAGUGUGAUGGGGGCCUCUCUCCAGUCCCUCCCCCUGCCUCCCCCUCCUCCUCCCUCCCUCUCCAUCCACCACAGCCUCAGCCUCAACGACGCGUUCCUCCGGGCGCUUCCUCUCUCCGCCCCCUCUGCGGCCGAAGCUCCGCCUCCUCGACAAGCCCCGCCCUCUGUGCUCUGUGCCCUGAGGAGAUCUGAGGCUAGCAACUUCGCCGCCAGUUUACGGGAGCUCGAAAAGUGCGGCUGGUACUGGGGCCCGAUGAACUGGGGCGACGCAGAGAUGAAGCUGAAGGGGAAACCGGACGGCUCGUUUCUGGUCCGGGACAGUUCGGACCCACGAUACAUCCUCAGUCUGAGCUUCAGGUCUCAGGGCGUCACUCACCACACGCGCAUGGAGCACUACAGAGGAACUUUCAGCCUGUGGUGUCAUCCCAAGUUCGAGGAUCGUUGUCACUCGGUGGUGGAGUUCAUCGAGAGGGCCAUCAUGCACUCCAAAAACGGAAAAUUCCUCUACUUCCUGCGAUCUCGGGUCCCAGGUCUUCCCCCGACUCCGGUGCAGCUCUUGUAUCCGGUCUCUCGCUUCAGUAACGUCAAGUCUCUGCAACAUCUGUGUCGCUUCUGCAUCAGACAGAUCGUCCGCAUCGACCACAUCCGGGAACUUCCACUGCCCCGUCCGCUGAUCUCAUACCUGAGUAAGUUUUAUUACUACGACCCGGAGGAGGAGAUGUACAUGUCUGUGAAGAGCGUCCGACCCGCGGAGGAGGCCGAGGCCGAACCGGAGCCACAAACGUAG